GUUUAGCAUUGGCCCCCUGCGCGCCGGCCCGCCGGGUACCGACUCUCCUCAGGUGCGGCGGGCGGCAACCACGGAGACCCUCAGCGAGCGGGUGGAGGCGGACAGAGCCGGCUCCGACGUGGCUUCGUGGCACAGCCCCUGCAGCUUCCCCAGCUCAACAGUGAACACUUAGUCCGACGUGUCUCCCAGGCAUGAGGAACACCGGCAAGGAACAGCAAGGAGCCACGAACCGCUAUGCUCCCUGCGACUGGUAUUACCACCUUCCGGUGAAGCGGUCUGAGAAAGUAGACGCCCCACCAGCAUCCCAGAUCCCAGGUCUCAGCCAACUGAGAGACACACCCAAUGGGAACCCAUUUGGGACACGGAGGUACUGGAUCAAAGAAACAGACUCAGAGUAUGUGAAGCUGGCAAAGCAAGGUGGCCGGCCUGAUCUGUUGAAGCACUUUGCUGCCGGGACCAGGAAGGGCUCCCCAGUUGCCUACUCCCUGCCAGAUUGGUACAUCCACCACAGCAAGCCGCCCACAGCCAACCAGCGACAAGUCCCUGCUGUCUCCAUGCCAGAUUACAUGGUUUAUGAAGAGUUUAACCCCGAUCAGGCCAAUGGGAGCUAUGAGUCCAAAAGAGGACCCUUUGACUUUGACAUGAAGACAGUUUGGCAACGAGAAGCUGAUGAACUGGAGGAGAAAAAAAAGGUGAGGCUGCCAGCUAUUAACUCAAAGAAUCCAAGCAAAGUGGGGACCCCACUUGGCCCCAAAGACCCUACAGGAAGUCGACUCUCUUUUCCUCCCAUGCCUGGUCAUAAAAACAGUUCACCCACAAACUUUUCCAAACUUAUUAGCAAUGGUUAUAAGGAUGAGUGGUUACAGCAGCGAACUGAUUCAGAAAAGCGGACCCCGCAGACGUCCCGAGUGUCAGCAACAUCCAGAACGUCGACAUCGACUAAGUCCACCCAGGACCCGGAAGAGCAAUUGGAAGAAGAGCCAGCCCCAGACCCAGAGGCUCCAGAAGGCUCUGAGAAAGCCCAAGAGUCUUCACCUCCAAGUCCUGCAGCAACUUCAUCUGCAUCAACACCAGCAGAGCUCAAAUAAACGCUAAUUGAAUUGUCCUUAGGAUCAUUUUCUAAUGAUUUAAUAUAAUUUACUAUGUUACAGCUAUAUUUAUAAGACUCCUGUUAUAGUUUAUUAAUACAGAUUCUUAUGAACUAACUAAUCUUAUAGCCGACUUGACACCACUGUUGCAUAGAUGGUACAAGUGUUGGGCUUUUGUCUCUCACAUUUCUCUGAGAUGUUAAGCAUGUGGGCUCUGGGAUGCUUUGCCUUGCUAGCUUCGGGAUGUUCCAGUGUCUCGGAACCAACUGCUUCCUCUCUAUGGUCAUCUUCCUCCUCUGUUGGUGGCAUUUGUAUUGAAAUUAAUUACUUAGAUACUUUACUAGAAGAAGCUAAGAAAACAAACUUUUAGCCUUUUCCAUUAUUUGGUCCUGUAAUCUUUGUAGAAAUAAUUUUUGUUACAAAAUUUUAAUUUAAUUCCAGAAUAUUGUGAUGCAGUUUAUAUUAAGAAAUACUAAUUUAUUAUGUCUUGAAGUUUUAAACAUUAUAAAAACAU
Molecule: messenger RNA, 1602 nt
Organism: Talpa occidentalis (Iberian mole)
Lineage: Eukaryota; Metazoa; Chordata; Mammalia; Eulipotyphla; Talpidae
Gene: CUNH7orf57
Product: chromosome unknown C7orf57 homolog
Exons: 9
Coding region: 192-1088 (298 amino acids)
Source: RefSeq, a predicted model, not a curated record